Anisakis simplex (herring worm) is the source of this 573-nucleotide messenger RNA. The record is from the annotation of a GenBank genome assembly. NCBI's taxonomy places the organism in Eukaryota, Metazoa, Nematoda, Chromadorea, Rhabditida, Anisakidae.
AUGAAGAAAAUACGUGAGAAACGUGUCUCGAAUAAGUCGAAUGCAUCCGGCUCGGCAUCGGUAACUCGACCGAAAUGUGACAAACGACGCACCAGGGAAAGACGUCGUAAUUCAGUAACUAACAACCACAUAACGUCAACCGACGGAUCGUCUAGUGGCGAAGAAUUGGACGGUAAACUAAUCACAGAGAAUGGCCUAUCAACUUCCAAAGAUACAACAAGUAGUGGCGGAAAUCCACUGGCCAGUGGUAUAGGUACGGCAGCACCACGAGGUGGCAGCAAAGCGACUGCCGCGCAUCGUGCACGGAUCUGGAUCAGAUGCCAGUCUGAUCUUGAUGCUGAUUGCGAAGAUAAUUCAACGGAUUUUGAUUCAAUUUCACAUUGCGCAUUCGACUGCUCACCAUCGCAUAAUCAAUUGAAUUUGUUACCAUUGGAGACUGAAAUGGGCAGUGCCAAGCAAAUGGCGGCCAGUGAAAAUGCUGCCGAAUCUUCGUCACUUUCAAACGAAACGGAAACGUUACGCGAAAAAAUUGAACUUCUCGAAACGGUUCGUUUUCAUCGUUUGCAAACUUGA